GCGUAGCUUAUGGAAAUUUUUUUUUAACAACAAUAUAUAACAAUAAAUGCUAUAUUGUAGCAUGAUAUCGAGAACAAUGUUCAUGUUUAAAAUUUUGGGUAACGAUCAUAUCGACGGUAUCGAUAAAGAGUAAUACUCGAAAUAUCAAUGGACUUUUUUUCUGAUGGUUGUCGUCACUGGACCCAAUUGCUUUCUAAGUUUGGCAUCUCUGCGAAAAAGGCAUGCUUGCUGUCUUGAAACGGCAAUAAAAUGAAAUAAAACGGAAUUUGCAAGGAGAUUUUAACUGUGCAGCAUUUAGGUAGUAAUUUAUGUCCAAAAUUAAUCAAAUAACACACUAUCUGUUGUCGCCGUCACUAUGAUUAGUAUUAUUUCUACAGACCGAACUUGAACGGAAGCCUUAUUUUGAAUGUUGAAUUUUGGAUGAGAAAUACUUUUCUUUUACGAUUGCUCUAGUGGUUCGUCAGACAAGGUAUUUGCCUGCUACGUCACAUGUUGUGCAAAUUGGUUGAAAGUAGUACAGCAGGACUCAAAAACUACGUGGUGUUAAAAUCAUUUGGUGCACCUAACCUCACUUUCUCUCUUAUACCAGAAAAAGAAUAUGUCAGUUUAAUCAUUAUAAAGCAGUUACGUUAGCAGUUAAUCCACUCGGUUUAAUUCGCUCAAUAACAUCUAUAUCUGCUGCGUGCGAAGAGAGGGAUGCCACGCAGCAAGCGUAGAGCGCCCUCUAGCACAAAUCACCAUCACACAUCAAUUGAUAUGUCACCUAGUGCCCAUGAAGAGGGUUUACCAAGACAUCCAUCAAAACGAUUGCGCCAUACGUCUGGAGCAAGGCGAUACACAAAAACAGAAGAUGUCUCCAGUGCAUCAUCAUUUUCCCAGAAACGAUGUAUAACUUGGUUUAGAGAAUAUACAACACCAGAUGAUUCAGAUACUCUUGGCCCUGAAGGAAUGGAGAAGUUUUGCGAAGACAUUGGAGUUGAACCUGAAAAUGUAGUUAUGCUAGUUCUCGCCUAUAAAAUGAAUGCUCGUCAGAUGGGGUUUUUCACUUUGAGCGAAUGGUUAAAAGGUCUUUCGGAGUUACAAUGUGAUUCCAUAUAUAAAAUACAACAAAAGCUUGAGUACCUAAGGAACCAGUUAAAUGAUCCUCACAUUUUUAAAGGAAUUUAUAGAUAUGCCUAUGAUUUUGCUAGGGAUAAAGAUCAACGUAGUAUGGAUAUGGAAACUGCUAGAGUAAUGUUACAAUUACUUUUGGGAAAGCAUUGGCCGUUGUUUACACAGUUUGCUCAGUUCCUAGAUCAAUCCAAGUACAAAGUAAUCAAUAAAGAUCAAUGGUGCAACAUUUUAGAAUUUUCUCGUACAAUCAAUCAUGACUUAUCUAAUUAUGAUUUAGAUGGAGCGUGGCCUGUAAUGCUUGAUGAAUUUGUUGAAUGGUUAAAAAUGCAGAGAGGUGAGGAUGCAUCAUCGACAGAAGCAAGGGGUAGCUGAAACAUUCUAUUAAAAUAGUCCACUAAAGUAAAAAACUCAUCUCCGUCACGAUAUUUGUUAAUAAUGAAAUUUUCGUUAAGUUAUAACUCACGGCAUUUUAAUUACCAUCAUUCGUGGUGUACUAUUUUUUUAUUAAACAAUAUUAGUGCAUUGUAAGUAGCUCAUUCUAUAAUUUUUUUGCAACAGAUCUUAUGAAGACUGUUUAACAAAUCUUCAUAGAUUUAUUUUGAUUGCUUACCGCCAUUCGCAGUUUAUCCAGAGUUCGUAGCAGAAACUUUUCGCUUCAAAAUAAAAUUAUUUUAAUAUAAAAAUUAUUUGUGCAAUUCGUAAGAGAUAAUUGAACAUAUUAAUAAUCUAAAAAGCAACACUAAUUGGCUGUUUCAGCAUUGACUUAAUAUCAUUGUAAAUAUUUUAUUUCCUGAAUAUAAUAUGUGCAACUGCAUGAAUUCAUAUAAACAGAUAAGUAGAAGUAAUUUGUCUAUACAUUUUUAAUAUUUCUGUCUAUAAAUAUAGAAUCCAUACCAAUAUUUUAUUUUAUAAAUUAUGCAGCUAAAUCUAUACAUUAUCCGCAACAGUUUUUGAAUUUAAAUAUGUAUAAUACAGUUAGGCACAUUUAAUAAAUGUAUUAACAUUAUCAAGUAGGUUCAGAAAUCAAUUAAGAAAUUUUGCCCUGUACUAGUGCUAUUACAGCAUUUGGUAUUCAAAAGGCAGUACCACAAAGUGUCAAUACAAUGUGCUAUUAACUAAGUAGUUCCUGCGGAUGCUACCUAUAUAAAUGUAAAUUAGAAUAAUGAGCUCUUAUUAAAAUAUCAUAUUUAUUAAAGGCAAUUGAAUUCCGAUUUUUUGGAUCAUUGAUAUGAAUGUUAACACCUGCACUUAAUUUGAUUAUUUUAGUAUGGACAGUGGUAUUUAGAAAGAGAGAUUUAAAGUUUAUAUAAAUGUAUCAAUUAUAGUAAUAAUAACAAAUAUUUAAUUUUCAUAUGUUCUAUACAUAUGAAUCAUGUUUGUUCUUACAAUUUAAAAUAGUAUUUAUUAAAUCACAUAAUGUGUAAAGCAUAUACAUUUUUAAGUAAAUUGAUGUAAUGAGAAUCUUCAAUGUUUAUCAAACAAAAGAAAUUCAUAUCAUUACUCAUAAUUGUGGAAUUAUUGCAAAUUUAUAUUUAAUUUAGUAUUAUUGCAUAUAACUUAUGAUUUAUAAUACUGUAAUGAUCAAUCUUAAAAUACAGUGAUAUAAAUUUUUACUGCGAUUUUCAUCGAUGAUUAUGUAUGAUAAUCAUUUAAUCAACUAUGUCAAAAUAUUUGAUUGAUAAACAAAUAAUUCUUUCGGUUCAAUCAGUGAGAUUUUUGAAUGCAAUCCACAUUCAGGCUAAUAUCUAAUAAAUCAAAUUUAUCAUACAUAGCAAUAUCAUAUAAUUAACACUAUUAUGAAAUUAGUUGAAUAAUUAAAUUGAAUUUCUUAUCAUAUACAUAUUUUUAUAUUUCUUCCUGCACAUGUGUACUUUUAUUACACACACACACAGACGUGCGCGCGCGUACACGCACACAGCACUCGCGCGCGCGCACACGCACACGCGUGCACACACACACACACACACACACACACACA
This is a messenger RNA of Vespula vulgaris, 3091 nucleotides long. It is a transcript of the gene SCCRO4, whose product is annotated as DCN1-like protein 5. Lineage: Eukaryota; Metazoa; Arthropoda; Insecta; Hymenoptera; Vespidae. Gene Ontology annotation, cellular component: ubiquitin ligase complex. The record is from RefSeq and is a predicted model, not a curated record. The transcript has 6 exons. Bases 697 to 1485 code for a protein of 262 amino acids. Gene Ontology annotation, molecular function: ubiquitin-like protein binding; ubiquitin conjugating enzyme binding; cullin family protein binding. Gene Ontology annotation, biological process: protein neddylation; positive regulation of ubiquitin-protein transferase activity.